Messenger RNA from Penicillium malachiteum, 1428 nucleotides. Its product is annotated as putative MFS monocarboxylate transporter. Bases 1 to 1428 code for a protein of 475 amino acids. The record is from RefSeq and is a predicted model, not a curated record. Gene Ontology annotation, cellular component: fungal-type vacuole membrane. The transcript has a single exon. Gene Ontology annotation, biological process: transmembrane transport. Gene Ontology annotation, molecular function: transmembrane transporter activity. Lineage: Eukaryota; Fungi; Ascomycota; Eurotiomycetes; Eurotiales; Aspergillaceae.
AUGGAUAACGAGAAAGACCACCAAAAUGUCAUUAAUCCAAGGUCUCUUGACACUCACUCCUGUCACUCCUCCAACUCAUUCCACCGAGAUAAUCCCUCAGACGAAGAAUCAACCAUCGGCGACUUAAACCACCAUGACCCCAAUACCCUAGCACAAGUCCCAACCAAUACGAGCAUUGCAGCACGUACACUAUCAGCAGUGCGAACACGAGAAUCAGGCAAAGAUCUCGGACCCCCACCCGAUGGGGGAUUCCAAGCAUGGAUGCAAGUGGCAUUAGGACAUAUGAUCAUCUUCAACACAUGGGGAUACAUCAACAGUUUCGGAGUAUUCCAAACAUACUACACCAACACACUAGGACGAUCACCAUCCGAUAUAUCCUGGGUUGGGAGUAUCCAGAUCUUCCUACUCUUCUUCAUCGGCACAUUUUCCGGCCGUGCGACAGAUGCAGGAUACUUCCGAAUCACAUUAACAAUCGGCGCGACACUGGAAGUCUUUUGUAUCUUCAUGACAUCUCUCUGCACAGAAUACUGGCAACUAUUCCUAGCGCAAGGUCUAGGACAAGGAAUUGGAUGUGGACUUAUGUUCUGUCCUACAUUAGCGUUAAUCGCAACCUAUUUCGAUAAACGGCGCGGAAUAGCAAUUGGACUUACAGCUUCUGGAUCAGCGACAGGUGGGCUCGUAUUUCCUGCAGUAGUACUUCGUCUCCUACCUCAAAUAGGGUAUGGAUGGACGAUGCGAGUACUGGGAUUUAUAAGUCUAGUCACCUUGAUUCCCUGCGUGAUAUUCUUCAAGCAACGAAUUCCGCCACGCACGAGUGGCCCACUUGUCGAAUGGGCAGCAUUUAAAGAACUCCCGUAUCUGCUCUUUGCGAUUGGGAUGUUUUUGAAUUUCUGGGGUCUUUACAUUGCGUUCUUCUAUAUUGGGAGUUUCAGCACCAAUAUUAUCGGGGCAUCAGAGAAUACAUCUGUAUACCUGUUGAUGGUGAUGAAUGGAGUUGGAUUAAUCGGACGAUUAGUUCCAAAUCUCAUGGCUGAUCAAUAUACCGGACCAUUGAAUCUUUUGAUUCCGUUUAGUUUUUCGACUGCCCUGGUUGCUUAUUGCUGGGCUGGGGUGAAGAGCAUGCAUGGACUCUGGGCAUUCGCUGCGUGCUAUGGUCUCUGUGCUGCUGGGAUUCAAUCAUUGUUUCCAGUUACACUGAGUAGCUUGACUACUGAUCUUAAGAAAACUGGUGUUCGUAUGGGCAUGGUGCUCAGUGUUGUGGCUGUUGCUGCGUUGAUUGGAUCACCUAUUGCUGGAGCGCUGGUGCCGAGUGAUGGAGGACAAUAUCUGUAUGCUCAGAUGUUCAUGGGAAGUGCUAUCAUUGCCGGGACCUUGACAUUGAUUGGGGCUCGAGUGUGUAAGGUUGGAGCAGGAAUUGCUCGUGUAUAA